Debaryomyces tyrocola is the source of this 2691-nucleotide messenger RNA. The record is from the annotation of a GenBank genome assembly. Lineage: Eukaryota; Fungi; Ascomycota; Pichiomycetes; Serinales; Debaryomycetaceae.
AUGGAUUCGAACGUCAGAAACACAGACUCGCCAAGUCCUACAAUCGAUGACCCCCACACGUCGACCCAGAUACCUUCUAAUCGUUCAAUAUCACCAUUAACAAGAGUCCCCUUGGAAGAAAACGAACAGACCCCUGAUGCAAGACAGGAAUCAUAUUCAACAUUCGGAUCGUCCCUGAAUGGAACGUCAAGAAGUUAUACGGAAGAUAGUGCAUUUGGGGAUGCAGAGAAUGACGAACGACAACCGCUUUUGGUUGUUCGUAGUAGUGAAUCAGUUAAUGAAAUAGCGAAGGAGUACUUUAGUUUUGAAAACAACAAGGCAUUCGUUUAUACGAUAUUGGUUCUCUUGGGAUUGGGCUUUUUUUUCUACUUGACGUUUCAGCAACUGGACAGCUUAGUGAUGAUGGCCAUUGAUACAAAAUUUCAAGGUUUAUCAAUAAUGGAUUUGAAUAACGACGGACUUGACUUUCAUGUGCUAGGAUCCGUAUCCAUGCAUUAUGAUGACAUUGGUAAUCAUUUUUAUCGGUUUUUUAUGAAAUUUGCAUCCGUCAUCAUUGGAAGCGUUAUUGUUGUACCCAACGAUGCCGUUCAGUUAUUCGCUUCAUUGCAGGGAAGAAAUGAGUCGCUACAUGUACUAAACAUUUAUCCACCAGACAUACAAGUUGAUAUAGCAAAUAAUGCACUCACAGAAAUUGACUUUAUAAGUAAGUCAGAAUUGAUUAAAGAGAACAUAGUAGAGCUUCUCAAUACACUCGAAGAAGUAAACGACGAGGAAUUUGUUGUAAAAUUAACUGGCAUAUUUGACUCUACUAUUGAAUCCAAAUUAUUCGAAUAUUCUACAAAGAAUGCUAGAUUUUACUUUGAUUACAGUUUGAAUAAAACAGACUUAGCCCCAACAGUUUUGCUUGAUAAGUUGACUGUACAACAGCAUCCGGAGAAUAGCACGGAGAUUGAAUUCUACAGUACAAUUAGUAUGGAUAAUAAAUUUCCAAUAAAAGCUGAAUUGGAAGCGAUCGAUUGGGAUAUUUCUAUUGCAGGUUGUAAUAAAGAACUAGUCAAGCUUGGAGAGUGGCAUAGUUCGAGUUUAUCAAUACAACCUGAUUCCCCAGUGGAAUUUGAUGUUAAUGGGCUCAUACGGGAAAUCCCAGAUAAAUUGUUACAAGAUUGUAAUAAUAAUAUUACUAUAAUAAAUAAAUUGGUUCAGGACUACUUAAAAGGUAAAGCAACUGCAAUUAAUAUUAGUGCAUCGAACAAUAAAAAGAACCAGGAGAACUUACCAAAGUGGCUAUUAUAUGUAUUAAAAAAAGCAGGAUAUAAACUAUUGGUUAGUUUGCCGUAUUUCCAGGACAAUACUUUGAGAUACAUUAAAGAAUACGAUAUCAGCUCACUAUUUCUAGAAGUUUUAUCCCCAAAGUCCCGUGAGCUGUUCAGCUGUGCGUUGAGCUCUAAUGUCUCCAUGAUAACAACGUUUCCAGGGAUAUUUGACAUUACGUUCGGAGUUCCUAGGUUUCAAAAUAGCAUAUCAUUGAGAGAUGAAUCAGAAACCUUAAUGAAAGGUUGGUCAAAUACUAACAACACAAUGGACUUGCAUAGGUAUGAUGAUGAAAAUCUUUUGGAAUGGGAUAUAGCGCUGUCGAAUUUCGAGGCUGAUAGCGUAGGACCAGCAAGAUUGGGUAUAUUAGCAAACAAUCUACUUAAUGGAAACAAUAUAACAGACUCAAUAUACUUGGAUAUGAUACUUGAUGAAGUGGAGUUGUCAAUGCCCAUUCUAACCACUACCUUAAAACAUCUAAUUUUACCCAGCGUACAGUUGAACCCUCCUGUCGAAUCCAUCAACUCUAUUGGAGGUGUGAUUGAUACCCUCAACAUAACCGUUGACAAUAUUUUAUACGUUGACUCGAGUAAAGAAGAAUUAAGGUUGAUGAUCGACUGCAGCUUGUUGAAUCCCACCAAUAUCUCAAUAGAUGUUCCUGACGACACCAUCUCGCUACAGCUCACAUACAACGAUACAAUUAUCGGGAAUGUCAGCACAACCGACAUCUUGAUUCCCCAAACUGAUGAGUAUUUUAAAAUGACUUUCAACCUCAAUUUGAACACAACUACGACCCAUGGCAAGGUUAUGUUGGAAUUCCUUAUUGGCGAGUUUAUAUCAGGCUACGAGGACCUUUAUUUCUCAGUAGAGGGUACUAACACCUCCUCAUCCAACAACCAUGGCCUUAGCAACUUCUUAUCUCAAAUAGCGAUCAAUGAUAUUCAAGUACCCAACGUAUCAUUCUCGCCCCAUCAGGUGCAAAAUCUCCCCCAUCCACUUGACCACCACCCCAAACACCAGUCGCCCUUCCUCAUUGAUGCCACCAUCCACAUAUUCUCAUCCGAAUUGGAGCUAACACUCUUCAACCCUCUCGAAAAUGCCGAAAUUGCCGUCAAAAUAUACCAGGCGCAAGCUUCAUACGAGAAUACCAAGUUGGGCCAUGUACAACCGGAUCAGUACUUACUUAUUCCUCCAGGGGUAUACACAACACCUCGCAUCCCGUUUGUCAUGGAUAGUAACAUAGGAAUGGACAUCUUGCGUAAAGCGCUAAACGGAACCUUGCGGGUCCAAGUUCUAGCGGUAUUCAAGGCAAUCAUUGGUGAGUUCGACCUUCUGUUACUAUAUGAGGGUAGUAAUCUCUGUGCAGCCAUCCGGUGGUAG